This is a messenger RNA of Aaosphaeria arxii CBS 175.79, 1356 nucleotides long. Its product is annotated as glycerate kinase. The transcript is spliced from 2 exons. Lineage: Eukaryota; Fungi; Ascomycota; Dothideomycetes; Pleosporales. Gene Ontology annotation, molecular function: glycerate kinase activity. The record is from RefSeq and is a predicted model, not a curated record. Bases 1 to 1356 code for a protein of 451 amino acids.
AUGUUUGUGCCUGCCGGAGUUACGGAGCCAUCAAAGCGUCGUCCAACUCUUCCACGACUUGCAACACUGGAUACCUUCAAUCUCCCCGAAGAGAAGGUAGACAGCAUGAUCGCCCCGACUACUUCUUCAGCACUCCCUACCCCAACCUCAGAACUGCUCGGUGGCCACCCAUUCCGAAUUCUCAUUGCGCCUUCUGGCUUCAAAGAAAGCCUUGGCCCAGAACGGGUCGCGGAUGCAAUCGAGGCCGGACUUCGCAAUGUCAUCGAUAGCCAGAGCGUAGUGAUGAAGAAACUACCCCUACACGAUGGUGGUGAGGGAUUCUGCAGGGCUCUUGUAGCCACAGUCGGCGGAGACGUCAUCAAGCAAGUGGUGACAGGCCCCGUAGGUCGGCCCGUUGACUCUUACCUCGGCUUCGUUGGUGAAGAUCGAAAGACGGCCGUACUCGACAUGGCGGCAGCGGCUGGCCUAAGGCUUGUCCCUCGAGAUAUGCGCGACCCUACAGUCACUACCACGUAUGGUGUUGGCGAGUUGAUGAAACAUGCGCUCGAUAGAGGAUGUACAAAGAUUAUCAUUGGAUGUGGGGAUUCCGGGACUUCUGAUGGUGGAGCUGGAAUGCUUCAGGCUUUGGGAGUCCGGUUGCUUGAUGCCGAUGGUGAAGAGCUGCCCAAGGCAGCUGGUGGUCAAUCACUUACGGAGUUAUCUAAGAUAUGCUGGGGCGGUGUUCAUCCACGACUUCGGGAAGACGCGGAAGAUCGCGUUCAGAUAGAAGCCGUCUGCAAUGUCAAAAAUCUCCUUUGCGGUCCACGAGGCGUCGCUCGCGUCUAUGGGCCACAGAAAGGUGCAACACCGGAACAGGUCGAAUUGCUUGCAGAUGCUCUUGAUCGGCUCGCUGGUGUAGCUAAAGGAUGUCUCAACAAAGACAUCUCCCUCGAACCUGGUAGUGGGGCCUCCGGUGGUCUCGGAGGAGGCUUGCUGCUGCUUGGCGCACGCCUGCGAGCACGCAGUGAAGCUAUCAACGAGUACUUCGAAUUCGAUCGUGUUUUCGAGCAGCAAUGGGAUUUUGUCAUAACGGCGGAAGGAAGUUUGGAUUCGCAGUCGACGCAAGGGAAGAUGACGACCGAAGUCGCCCGCCGAGCGCGAAGACAUGGCGCGCAGGUGGUGGCUUUGGCUGGGACAAUUGGCGAGGGGGCUGACGGGUGUUAUGGAGCGGGAAUCAAGGCUUUCACAAGCAUCCUCAAAGGGCCUUCUUCACUUGAAGACGCCAUUGCAGAGACGGAAAAGCUGGUCAAGGACGGUGCGGAAAAGGUUAUACGUAUGAUACUGGUUGGGCUGGCUCUUGGUAGGCGACAAUACUGA